Molecule: messenger RNA, 3720 nt
Organism: Phragmites australis (common reed)
Lineage: Eukaryota; Viridiplantae; Streptophyta; Magnoliopsida; Poales; Poaceae
Product: glycine dehydrogenase (decarboxylating), mitochondrial-like
Exons: 15
Coding region: 411-3506 (1031 amino acids)
Biological process (GO): glycine decarboxylation via glycine cleavage system
Cellular component (GO): chloroplast envelope; glycine cleavage complex; mitochondrion
Molecular function (GO): glycine dehydrogenase (decarboxylating) activity; pyridoxal phosphate binding; glycine binding
Source: RefSeq, a predicted model, not a curated record
CUGCCCCUCUCGCCGAUUUCUGUGGCCGGGCCUCUUAUACCGCCCCCUGCUCGGCUCCUCGUCCAUCCAAACGCCAUCCGCACCCCCCGCCUCCCGUUGCCGAUCACAGUGUCAGCGCCCACGUCACUCUGAAACAUCUCCUCGCCCGUGCUCUCCACUCACUCCACAAUAACUUUGGCAGCGCAGCUCAUCGCCACCGGAGAGGAGGAAAAUUGCCUUCUUCUUUUUUUCUUUCUCCGAAUGCGCCGAUAUAUAUUACUAGCCAACCAAAUCACUCGCUAACCCAACACCACAGCCGCUCUUCUCGGCAGGAGCGGAAGCCGAGGCCCUCCUAUCCCGGGGACUCGCCCCUUCCAUUCCUGCGCCGGCCUCGCCCUUCCGCCGCGCGUUCCCACACCCACCCCAACUAGAUGGAGCGCGCACGCCGCCUCGCCAGCCGCGCGCUGCUGCGCCGCCUGCUCGCGGCGGCCGCAUCCACCACGUCCCCGGCCCCGUCCCGCGGCAUCUCCACCCUGGCGCCCGCGCCGGCGACGGGGAAGCGCCCGCGUGCGAGGGGUGCCCACCAGUACGCGCAGGGGCGGCCAGUGUCGGCAUCGGCGCUGCAGCCGAGCGACACCUUCCCGCGGAGGCACAACUCCGCCACGCCCUCCGAGCAAGUCGCCAUGGCGUCCGCCUGCGGAUUCAACACCGUCGACGCGCUCAUCGACGCCACCGUCCCGGCCGCCAUCCGCGCGCCGUCGAUGCACUUCGCCGGCAAGUUCGACGCCGGGUUCACGGAGUCCCAGAUGAUCGACCACAUGCAGCGCCUCGCGUCGAUGAACAAGGCCUACAAGUCAUUCAUCGGGAUGGGAUACUACAACACCCACAUCCCGGCGGUGAUACUGCGCAAUCUCAUGGAGAACCCCGCGUGGUACACGCAGUACACGCCGUACCAGGCCGAGAUCGCGCAGGGCCGUCUCGAGUCGCUGCUCAACUACCAGACCAUGAUCGCCGACCUCACCGGCCUGCCCAUGUCCAACGCCUCCUUGCUUGACGAGGCAACCGCCGCUGCCGAGGCCAUGGCUAUGUGCAAUGGCAUCCUGAGGGGCAAGAAGAAGACCUUCCUCAUCGCCUCCAACUGCCACCCGCAGACCAUCGACGUCUGCGAGACGCGCGCCGCCGGGUUCGACAUCAAAGUCGUCGUCGCCGACGCUAAGGACUUCGACUACAGCAGCGGCGACGUGUGCGGAGUGCUCGUGCAAUACCCCGGCACGGAGGGUGAGGUGCUCGACUACGCGGAGUUCGUCAAGGACGCCCACGGGCACGGUGUCAAGGUGGUCAUGGCCACCGACCUGCUCGCGCUCACCACGCUGAAGACACCCGGCGAGAUUGGCGCCGACAUCGCCGUGGGCUCCGCGCAACGGUUCGGCGUGCCCAUGGGUUACGGAGGCCCGCACGCCGCGUUCCUCGCCACGUCGCAGGAGUACAAGCGGCUGAUGCCCGGCCGUAUCAUCGGGGUGAGCGUCGAUUCCAGUGGGAAGCCCGCGCUUCGUAUGGCGAUGCAGACCCGGGAGCAGCACAUCCGCAGGGACAAGGCCACCAGCAACAUCUGCACUGCACAGGCCUUGCUCGCCAACAUGGCAGCCAUGUUUGCUGUCUACCAUGGUCCCGAGGGGCUGAAGGCAAUCGCUGACCGUGUUCAUGGCCUAGCGGGUACCUUUGCCCAUGGGCUGAAGAAGCUUGGGACAGUGACAGUCCAGGAGCUGCCGUUCUUCGACACGGUCAAGGUCAAGUGUGCCGAUGCACGCGCAAUUGCUGAGGAGGCUGUCAAAAACGAGAUGAACCUUCGGGUCGUCGAUGCGAACACGAUAACUGCUGCAUUUGAUGAGACUACCACCCUGGAGGAUGUUGACAAGCUGUUCAAGGUGUUCUCUGGUGGCAAGCCAGUGAACUUCACAGCUGAAUCCCUCGCAUCAGAAGUGUCAAGCUCAAUUCCUAGCAGCCUUGUUCGCGAGACCCCCUACCUAACACACCCAAUCUUUAACAUGUACCACACAGAGCACGAGCUUCUCCGCUACCUGCAUAAGUUACAAUCCAAGGAUCUCUCACUGUGCCACAGUAUGAUCCCUCUUGGUUCUUGCACCAUGAAACUGAAUGCUACUGUUGAGAUGAUGCCUGUCACCUAUCCGAACUUUGCAAACAUGCACCCAUUUGCCCCUACUGAACAGGCUGCAGGCUAUCAUGAAAUGUUUGACGACUUGGGCGAUCUGCUGUGCAAGAUCACUGGUUUUGAUUCUUUCUCUUUGCAACCAAAUGCUGGUGCUGCAGGAGAGUAUGCUGGAUUGAUGGUUAUUCGUGCUUACCACCAGUCAAGAGGAGACCACCACCGUGAUGUCUGCAUUAUUCCUGUCUCGGCGCACGGCACCAACCCUGCAAGUGCUGCUAUGUGUGGAAUGAAGAUUGUUGCUGUUGGAACUGAUUCCAAAGGUAACAUUAACAUUGAGGAAUUGAGGAAAGCUGCCGAAGCAAACAAGGACAACUUGGCUGCUCUGAUGGUUACCUAUCCUUCAACUCAUGGAGUCUAUGAAGAAGGCAUUGAUGAGAUAUGCAGGAUCAUUCAUGAGAAUGGUGGGCAGGUCUACAUGGAUGGUGCUAACAUGAAUGCUCAGGUUGGAUUGACAAGCCCUGGUUUUAUUGGAGCAGACGUUUGCCACCUUAACCUUCACAAGACAUUUUGCAUUCCACAUGGUGGAGGUGGUCCUGGCAUGGGUCCUAUUGGUGUUAAGAAGCACUUGGCACCAUUUUUACCAUCUCAUCCAGUGGUUCCCACUGGUGGCUUUCCUCUCCCUGAGAAAACCGACCCUCUUGGUACCAUUGCUGCUGCUCCAUGGGGGUCUGCUUUGAUUCUGCCGAUUUCAUACACAUACAUAGCCAUGAUGGGCUCCCAGGGACUCACAGAUGCUUCAAAGAUUGCAAUCUUGAAUGCAAACUACAUGGCAAAACGUCUAGAGAAGCAUUACCCAGUUCUAUUCCGUGGAGUCAAUGGAACUGUUGCCCAUGAAUUCAUCGUUGAUUUAAGAGGGUUUAAGGCAACUGCUGGUAUUGAGCCAGAGGAUGUCGCAAAGCGCUUGAUGGACUAUGGAUUUCAUGCACCAACCAUGUCAUGGCCUGUUCCAGGCACACUUAUGAUUGAACCCACUGAAAGUGAAAGCAAGGCCGAAUUAGACAGGUUCUGUGAUGCUCUUAUCUCCAUCAGAGAAGAGAUUGCAGAAAUAGAAAAUGGCAAAGCCGAUGUGCUCAACAAUGUCCUGAAGGGCGCUCCUCACCCACCCCAACUCCUGAUGAGCGACACAUGGACCAAACCGUACUCGAGGGAGUACGCUGCGUUCCCUGCAGCAUGGCUCCGGGGAGCCAAGUUCUGGCCAACAACUGGUCGUGUGGACAACGUGUACGGGGAUCGCAACCUCAUCUGCACCCUGCAGCAGGCGUCCCAAGUGGCGGAAGAAGCAGCGGCUGCUACCGCGUAAUCUUGUCACGGUUACGAUUGCAGUGUGUAAAACAGCCUCAAGAAUUUGUAAUGCUUCCUGUAGGAGGGAAGCAUCCUCUCCUUCUCAUCCUUCUGCAAUGUAUAUACUAGCUCGUGACAGCUCCUGAAUCCCCACAGCUGCCACCUUGUAAUUCUGUACUUCAUUGCUUCUCCAUUCCCAUUUAAAAAUUAAAAUUAGCUUUUAUUGACUAGAA